Molecule: messenger RNA, 645 nt
Organism: Vicia villosa (hairy vetch)
Lineage: Eukaryota; Viridiplantae; Streptophyta; Magnoliopsida; Fabales; Fabaceae
Product: glutaredoxin-C9-like
Exons: 1
Coding region: 56-487 (143 amino acids)
Source: RefSeq, a predicted model, not a curated record
AUAAUCUCCAUAACCAACCCAUUCUUUCUUUCUCAAAACUCACAUCAUCAUCAUCAUGCAUCAAGCAAUUCCUUACAUGUCACUUCACAAUAACUACAACUUUGGUAAUACUAUUGAAAAAUAUUACUAUAGCAAGAAGAAGAAGGAGGAGAAGGAGGAGAAGGAGAAUAAUUCUUCUAUGCUGAAAGUGGUUUCUGAGAACGCUGUGAUAGUCAUUGGAAGACACGGUUGCUGCAUGACUCAUGUGGUGAAACGUCUUCUACAGAGUCUAGGUGUUAACCCUGGGAUUCAUGAGGUGGAGGAAGAGAAAGAUGAAGUGUGCGUUGCAAAAGAAUUGGAAUCCAUGAUUGAAGGGAAAGAUAAUGUGCAGUUUCCAAUGGUGUUUAUAGGUGGUAAGUUGUUUGGUGGAUUGGAUCGUGUUAUGGCUACUCAUAUUUCUGGUGAAUUGGUUCCAUUGCUUAAACAAGCUGGAGCUUUGUGGCUAUGAUCAUCAUUGUUUCUUGUUUUUGAUUAAUUAAUUAAUUACAGUAGUUACUUAGUCUUCAAUUUGGCUGGCUAAUUUCAUGAUGUAAUAUUGUUUUAGAUAAUUAAAUAUGCCACUGCCAAAAUUCACGGUUGCUCAUUAUCUAGAAUGUUUGGAUUUUA